AACAAAUCACCAACAAAGCUAUCGGCGGCUAAAUUAAUACUACUUUUGUUUAUCUUUUGUAUUCCUUGCGCUUCAAACAUGGUUGAAAAGGUGUUUAGAUUGGACUCAGGUUAUCAGAACUACGACUGGGGGAAGUUGGGAUCGUCAUCAGCUGUUGCACAGUUUGCGCGCAACUCUAACGCCAGCGUUGUUGUUGAUGAAUCGAAGCCUUAUGCUGAGUUGUGGAUGGGAACGCAUCCAAAGGUGCCAUCGAAGAGACUGUCAGACGAAACGUCCUUGAGAGAGGUUAUCGCGUCAGACCCAAAGGAACUGUUGGGGGACGCUAUCAUUUCAAAGUACAGCUCGACCAAUGAGUUGCCGUUCUUGUUCAAAGUGUUGUCCAUUAGAAAGGUUUUGAGUAUCCAGGCUCAUCCGGAUAAGUCAUUGGCCAAAGUGCUCCAUGCCAACGAUCCAAAAAACUAUCCGGAUGAUAACCAUAAGCCAGAGAUGGCGAUCGCAGUCACCCCAUUUGAAGGCUUCUGCGGGUUCAAACCUUUGGAAGAAAUUGCAGAUGAGUUGCAGAAGAUUCCAGAGUUGAUCAACAUCGUUGGCGAGGAUGUUGCGUCCAAAUUCGUCAACGGUAUUGUAACUGAUGCAAAGCUCGGUUCUCAAGAGGACAAGACAAACAGAGAGCUGUUACAAGCAGUUUUCGGUAAAAUUAUGAACGCCUCAGAUGACCAAAUCGCUAAAGAGUCAGUGUCUUUGGUUGAAAGGGCCAAAUCUUCACCACAAUUGUUCAAUAAACCGGAGCUACCAGAUUUAAUUCUGAGAAUGAACGAACAGUUCCCUAAGGAUGUUGGCUUGUUCUGUGGCUGUUUGUUGUUGAACCACUGUCAAUUGAACGCUGGUGAGGCAAUGUUCCUUCAAGCUAAGGACCCGCAUGCAUACAUCUCUGGUGAUAUCAUUGAAUGUAUGGCCGCAUCUGAUAACGUCGUGAGAGCAGGCUUCACACCAAAGUUUAAAGACGUUAAGAAUUUGGUUGAAAUGUUGACGUAUUCGUACGAUGACGUUGAGAAGCAGAAAAUGGUUGCCCAAACGUUUGAGAGAUCCUCUGGAGAUGGUGAAUCCAAAUUGUUCAACCCUCCAAUUGAAGAAUUUGCCGUCUUGCAGACAACCUUCAACACAUCUACCGGUGUUCGGAAAUUCAGUGGCUUUGAAGGUCCAAGUAUUCUUAUCGUUACAAAGGGUAAAGGUUUAAUCAAGUUCCAAGGUAAAGAAUUGGAUGCAGAGCCAGGAUUUAACUACUUCAUCGCACCAAAUGUCGAAAUUGAACUUGCCACCAAUGACAAGGACUUUACAUCUUAUAGAGCAUUUGCAGAGGUUGAAUGAUUUGAGUUUCUCUACUAGUUCUUUCUCUCUCUUUAGAUGAUUUUUAUACUAGACUAAUGUGCAACAAUAUUAUUUUUCUUCUUCCAUUUGGUAAUUCUUCUCUUCAAAUCACCAGCACUUUGUUGAUAUAUGUUCAGCUUCUUAUCCCAUUUCAUCUUUUCAUAGUCAUCACCAUGUUUCUCGUAGAGUGCCUGAAUCCAUGCUGAUUCACGAUCACUUUGAAUUCUUUCAAUUUUUGUAACUCCACAUUUGGCAUAAUGUUCCAACUGC
Molecule: messenger RNA, 1638 nt
Organism: Williopsis jadinii
Lineage: Eukaryota; Fungi; Ascomycota; Saccharomycetes; Phaffomycetales; Wickerhamomycetaceae
Gene: PMI40
Product: mannose-6-phosphate isomerase PMI40
Exons: 2
Coding region: 79-1368 (429 amino acids)
Biological process (GO): carbohydrate metabolic process; GDP-mannose biosynthetic process
Cellular component (GO): cytosol
Molecular function (GO): zinc ion binding; mannose-6-phosphate isomerase activity
Source: RefSeq, a predicted model, not a curated record